AUGGCGCACGCGAGCGCGUCCACGCCGUGGCCAUCGAACGACAUGCCGCCGCUGAACGACAUCCAGGCCGCGCUCAUGGCCCCCGGCGGCGGCCUCGUGCACGACGCGCGCGGCGCGUCCGAGAUCGUUCGGGAAAAAUCGACGUACCGACUCGGCGCCGCGGAGGCGUCCGCGAGGCUGAAGAAGGCGACGCAGACGACGCGCCUUGAGCGCCUCGCGCAGGUCCGCGAGCAAGAGAAGGUGUGGGCCAAGUUCAAAGUCCGAGAGUUCCAGCGCUCCGUCAAGGAGCACCACGGCGAGCUCGAGAAUCAGCUCCGAGCGGGUUGGACGCGCGCGCGAGAGGCGAAGCAGAAGGAGCUGGACGAGGACUACGCCAACGCGGCCGCGGGCGUCGGCGCCGCGCAGCGCGCCGCGGCGUCGCUCGCGCCGCCGCUCGCGAAAGCGAAGCACGUCAAGAAGCUCGAGAAGCACGACGACGCGCUGGGCGAGCUCGAGCGGUUCGAACGCGCGCUCGCGAAGGAGUACGCGCGGCGAGACGAACUUCACUCGCCGCUGUUCGCGGCGAGGGAUAGACGCGUCAAGGCGGAUAAACUCGCGGCGGACGCGAGGAGGGAGAUGGCGGAGUACCUCGAGAGGACCGCGGAGACCAGGGCGAAGGUGAAGGAGCGCAAGUGCUUGGUGGAGAACCUCAAGAAGGAGACGCUGGACAUCAUCGCCAAGCCGUUGACGAUCAAAAACCCGAAAUCGUUCGAGGGGACGCACUUCAACGGGUUGAUUUUCGACAGCAAGGGCGUCGCGAUCGGACGGUCGCACAGACAAGGGAAAUACGUCGUGCAGCACAAAGCGCACGUCCUCGGAAAGGGCGCGCCGACGGCGGCGGCGAGCGAGGUCAAGGGCAGAUCCGUUACGGCGAAGGAUGCGAAUUACAAAAACGAAGCGUCCAAGGCGAAGGAUGCGUUUUCGGUGGCGUUCGCGAAAGAAAAAGCGCUCGCGGAGGGCCGCGACGACGACCUCGACAAGCUUCGCAAGGAGAAGGCGAAGGAAGCGAAGCGCGCGAACGCGGCCGCGAAGGUUGUCCACGCGCACAGGGACAUGCGACGGUUGAAAGAGGAGCUCAGAGUGCUCGACCGCGCGGAGCGCAAAGAAAAGGUGGACAAACUCCUCGCCGGCGGCGGGAUGGUCCACGCGCCGCUGCUACGGAAGUGGGCGAAGGAAAAGAAAGACGCGGAGGCGGCGAAGGCUGCGGAGGACAUCCUCGCCGGGAGGAUCCCAGAGUCGAUGAUGGCCGCGCACGUGUCGCACGAGCCGGGGAAGCCGCCGCCCAAGUCCCCGGCGGCGACGGGCGAGCGUCGGUUCUUCGACGACGCGGAGCCGUUCGACGACAUGUUCGACGACGACGCGGAAGCGAACCGAUGGCGGCGCGUCGAGGGCGCGGGCAAGGCGGAAGCGGUCGACGCCGUGACGAGGGAGAGGAUGGAGAACAACGCCGCGUUGCGGAAGAUCAUCGCCAUGGCGAAGAACGCGGAGACGCACGCGGACCUGGGGUACGACGCCGAGGGCGCGGAGUGGAUCGACGUCGCCGCGGUCGCGCGCGGGGAGACGGCGCCAGCGGCGUCGCGGUCGGUCGGUCGGUCGGCGGCGAGGGGACCGGCGACCGACGCGACGGUGACGUUCGUGCAGACGCUGAGCGACGACAGCGAGACGGACUCGGACGACGAUUUCGUCGGCGGCGGCGGCGGCGCGGGCCGCGGCGCCGGCGCGGGGAGCGCGAACAAGCGCAAGAGCAAGAACGAGGACGAGGACGACGCCGCGCUGGACGCCGCGAUUAAUGCGGCGGCGGCGGCGGCGAAGAGCUCCUCCGGGCAGGCGACGCCGGGCGGAGGGAACCGCGACGCCGCCGCCGCCGCCGCCGUGGCGAAAGCCGUCGGCACCGCGAGCGCGAAGCUCCGAAGGAAGGGCCUCCUCGGGCUCGAACCCACGCCCGGGAAGUUUGAGUACGACGCGAACGCGACGGAGGUCACCGCGACGGGGCUGGAGUCCAUGGCGAGGAAUUUAUCCCUGGACUUGGACGAGACGUCGAUGCGUCCGGGCGCGGGCGGGGGCUUUUACGACCGCACGGUGGACGUCUCGGAUGAAAACACCGCGAACAUUUUCUCCGCGACGAUGGACGACGCGGACGUCGCGUCGCCCUCUCGCGCGCGCGCGUUCGGGAGCGCGGAGAAGCGCUCCUCGAGCUCCGGCACCACCGGCACCGGGACGACGACGACGACGACGGCGACGGGGACGAUCGGCGGCGGGAGCUCUUCGAGCGGCGCGGCGGAGCGAGAGAUGCUCGCGUCGCUGGCGAAAACGUCCGAGGCUAUGGACGCGGUCUCCGCCGCCGCUGCGGUCGCGGAGGCGACGCUGCAGCGCGCGGAAGCGUCCGCGAUGGACGACGCGAGCGGCGUGAACCUCCCGACGCGGACGAACAUCCCGGAGUUGAAGGACCUGGACGACGUUCUCGGCGCGCUCGGCGCGCGGGUCCGAACCCUUGACGCCGUCGUCGCCGGCGCGCUGAGCGAUCGCGCGCCUCCCGCGUCGUCGUCCUCCGGCGAAGACGCAGCCGCCGUGGAUUUGAACACGAGCGCGCUGUACGCCGCGGCGAGCGCGGCGGCGAACAACUCCGCGCCGCCGUCGGCGUCGGCGGCGAGCGAGGCGGAGGCGGAGGCGCGGAGCCCGGGCGGCGCGGCGGCGACGGCGCCGACGCCUCUCUCCGAAGCCGGCGCGGGGACGGAUCCGUACGAUCUCACGCCGCAGAGGGACGCCGGCGGAGCGUUCGAGAGCGGCGUGACGCGGAACCUGCGCUACGAGAGCGCUACUCCCGCGGUGCGCGGCGCCGCGACGACGACGUCGGUGGUGGACGCGGAGGAAGUGUACGCGGCGGCGAUUCGCGGCGGGUUGCCCGUCGACAUCGCGGAGUUGGCGUCGAGCUUGGCGACCGAGGCGGUGAAGGCGAACCCGCGCGCGGAAAAGUCUGAGAUUUCCUCGCGCGUCGCCGCGGCGAUGUCGUCGAGGCUGAACGGCGGCGUCGUCGCCGGCGUCGACGGUCCCCCCGCGGAAGACGCCGCGCCGGCGGAGGACGACGCGGACUCGUCGUGGGCGCGAGCCUUGGGCGCGCUCGACAACGAGUGGAAAGAUUCGCUGCUUCUUCCCCCGGGGGCCCGCGCGAACGCGAGCGCGAGCGCGAGCGCGGGGUCCCCGACGAACGCGUCGUCGUCGAGGUACGCGGACGCGGGCGACGACUCCGAGGUGGACGACGACGCGGAGAGGUUCAGGUCGGACGCGCGCGUGUCUUACGCCGUCGUCGACGACGAGGACGACGACGAGCCGUCGACGACCGACGUGGACUUGAACGUCGCCGUCGAAGUCGAAGCCGCCGCCGUCGAAGCCGAAGCCGAAGCCGAAGCCGCCGGCGGCGAUCAGAACGUCUCGCUCUCCGUCGACGGGCGGUCGCUCGCGGCGCUCGCGAACGCGCUGGACGCGGCGUCGUUUGAUUUCGCGUCGGACGACAUGGAAGAGCUCUCGGACUCGGAGGUGGAGGAGGAGGAGGAGGAAGAGGAAGACGCGAUGGUCGAUACGCAAGCGCACGCGCCGGUGGUGUUUCUUCCGCCGCGCGCUCGCACGCUCGCGGCGCCGAUGCGCGCGUCCUCGGUCGCGAGCGCGAGCGCGAGCGCGGCGGCGGCGACGGCGGCGGCGACGGCGGAUGCGAAGGAAGCGGCGGCGGCGGCGGCGAAGAGACGGGAGGAGACCAAGGCGCGGCGGGAAAAGGCGAACGCGCUCGAUCGGAAGAACCGCGCGAUGCUCGCGGCGAAGCGGAAAAAGUGA
Micromonas pusilla CCMP1545 is the source of this 3864-nucleotide messenger RNA. RefSeq lists its product as uncharacterized. The transcript has a single exon. Bases 1 to 3864 code for a protein of 1287 amino acids. Lineage: Eukaryota; Viridiplantae; Chlorophyta; Mamiellophyceae; Mamiellales; Mamiellaceae. The record is from RefSeq and is a predicted model, not a curated record.